This is a messenger RNA of Paramormyrops kingsleyae, 5044 nucleotides long. Lineage: Eukaryota; Metazoa; Chordata; Actinopteri; Osteoglossiformes; Mormyridae. The record is from RefSeq and is a predicted model, not a curated record.
CCAGUCGAGGGCGUAGAAGACAGUUUGAUAUUUUUUGAGGAGGGCACAACUAGCCUACUCAUUUAAAUGCAAACGUUAAUUUUUUGGGGGAACAAGUAAAGCUAAAUUAAAUAGUGUAGUGAGGGGCGUGGAAAGUAUCUGCUAUCUGAUGAGUUGCAUCUGAAAAGGAUGGAGGGGCGUCUGGUUUGAAAGGGGGGCUAGGACAGAUAAGGAGGGACCGGGUUGAUUCCAGUGUUAAAACAGGAGAGGAACCGCUCUGUUAACUGUGGCUAAUGUGGUCUGGGGAGCGCGGUGUGUAUGGGGCGUCGGGACUGUGGGGCGGUACCACGGCACAGAACUUCCCCGUUCUUGAGGCAGUAUUUUUCAGGCACGUUCCAUCUUUAACCGAUAUGCUGCUGACCUGUUGACGCCAGAUCAGCUCCGUGAGUUUUAAAAAGUGGUCCUGAAUCAGCGCACGACGGAUCGCUCCAUGAAAGUCGCUGUCCAGACGAUCAAAACGUAUUGCGUGCUAUAUAUAUACAGACUGCGACAUGUGCACAUUUACAACAGUUAUAUGACGAAGUGCACGAGCUUUGGACUUUACACAUACAUUGGAAAAUAUCGGAGACUGUACAAUUAUCCUGUCGGUGGGCACGUACAGUAAAGCGAAGCCAAGUUGCGACGCAUGCGCAAACCCGAACAACUUUAGAGCAGAACAAAGUUUCAAAGCUCACGAGGAAGCGAGGGGAGGAAUGGAAAGCAUGCGUAGGGAAGAGGGAGAGUGAGUAAGGCGUGAUUCAGCGCUUCGGGAAGUAUCUGCGCUGGAGCCGCGCGGCGCACACCCACGUGCAAAGUGUGUCCCAAUACCUAAAUUUUACAUUAUAAGAAUCCGGUUAACUUACGUCUAGGAGAAACGAUUUCAAAUAUAGCGCCCUGAGCAUUCGUAUGGAUUCGGGGCUGACUGCGGAAUCGACUUCUUCGAGUACCUAGGGAACGGGGGGAGACCCAGAAGAUGCAGCAGGACCCCGUGUACGACUACCCCGAGCCGCAGCGCGAGAAGCGCGUCUGCCCUCUGCGCGGCUCCCUGAAGAGCAUCAGUGUGCUGGACCGCCUGCUACUGACGCAUCCCGUCUGGCUGCAGCUGUCCAUCAACGCGGCGGCGGCCCUGCAUGUCCUGCAGAGAGAGCCGCCCAGGGUGAGGCGUAGUGCCUGUCCUGUCCACCCCCCCAUCCCAAAUGCAGCAGGAACCCAAACCCGAGUGCCUGUCCUGUCUCCCCCCACAGCCUUCUCCCUGGAGAGCUCCGCCAUCAGCUUUCCCGACCUCUGCAGGCUCAUAGCCUUCUACUGCAUCAGCAGGGACGUCCUGCCGUUCACGCUGGAGCUCCCAGAGGCCAUUUCUAAGGCUACCUCGCACAAGCAGCUCGAGUCCAUCUCGCACAUGGGCAUCGAGUUCUGGAGCUCACCGCUGAAUUUCCGUGGGCCGCGAAACGGGCCACCGGCUGCAGAUGAGGCAGCACCCCACACUGCUCUGGAGGCUGUGGACUGCGGCACGCCACAAGAGGGCAUCACCCCGCUGGAGGAGUUCUGCCCCAUCCGCACGCGGAGCCCGCUGGAGCUGGACUGCGGCCCAGGCCGUGGUGCCCUCUGCUUCAUCAACCCGCUCUUCUUGCAGGAGCAGCCCCUCCGCGGGGCCCCGCACCGGCGCCACCAGUUCCAGCGGAGCCUCAAGGUGCGCGUCUCCACGGAGACCUCCAGCCCGCUGUCGCCGCCUGCUGCCCCACCCCCACCGCCACCACUACUGGCGAAAGGCACACGGCACAAAGCCCCCGGAGGGGAGGGAGCCACCCAGCCGGCGCCCUCGGCGCCAUCCGCUCCCCCUGAGGAGGAAUCGGAGUACCUGCAGCCCUCCUUGCAGAAGAGGGCCGGCCCUGGUGUCGGCUCCUUCAGGAGGACCCCAGCCCUGUCGCCCACUGUAGAGGAAGACGACUACCAGUCCCCCAAGGCCCUGUCUAAGCAGGGUCUGGCUGAGCCCGGUGCGGCCGAGGAGGUUGAGACGGAUCCGGCGCUCCUGCUGGGCCAGAGACGUGCACCAUCCCUUAGCGAGCUGGACAGCAGCAGUUCCCUGAGCAGCCUGGAGGAGGCGGAGGAGAGCCCCACGCGCACCCCGCUGGAGCGAGGCACCAGCUUCCCGGUGGCGUCUGGGCGGCCUGCCCGGCCCAUCUCCACGCUGCGCAAGAUGAGCGUCGUCUUCAUGUCGUUCUUCACGCCGGGGAAACGCGUGGCGCGGCUCGUGGAGGACCUGGCCCGGGACCGGCGUACCGCCUUCGGCACCCUGGUGCAGGACUUCCUGCGGCGGCAGCGGGAGGAGACCGGCCUUGCCGGACAGGCCUCGGCCACCGUGCUGCUCCAGGACCUGCGGACCUUUCUGUCACAGGCCAAGAACUUCCUGCUGGACUGUAGGGAGCUGGAGCCGCCCAUCGAGACCCUGGUCCCAGAGCAGGAGAAAGACCUCGCUCUGGAGAAGGCCAUGUUCCGCUGCGUCCUGAAGCCGCUGAAGAGCCGACUGGACGCGGCCCUUCGCACGAUCCACGUUCAGGAUGGCUCCCUUCGGCUGAUGGCUGACGGACUGUGCAGGGCCCAGCAGGGGGCGCUGGAGUGCCUCGGUGUGCGGGUGGCGGUGCCGGAUGCCGGCGGCGUGGAGCAGGUGCGGCAGAAGCUGGUGCUGAUGCAGAGGGCGUACUCCCCUAUGGACAAGCUAGUACUACUGCUACAGGUCUGCAAGGCCGUGUACAAGGCGAUGGCAGCCAACACUGGAGGACAGGAGUUCGGCGCUGAUGAGUUCCUGCCGGCCCUGUCCUACGUCCUGGUGCAGUGCAACGUUCCUGAGCUCCUCAUCGAGGUUGAGUACAUGAUGGAGCUCCUGGAGCCCGCCUGGCUUACAGGGGAGGGCGGAUACUACCUGACAAGCGUCUAUGCCAGCCUGUGCCUGAUCCAGAGUCAGCCGGAGGCGGUGCCGCCCGGUGGGCUGACUCGUAAGGCCCAGGAAUCCCUCAGGGAGUGGAGUCAGCGGCGGAGCAAGGAGGGCCAGAACCAGAACCAUCAGAGGUUCGUGCGAGUCCUGUUUCAGGACGGGGACCUCAGCUCUGCCAAGACCCUUCAGUGGAACGAGUCCCAGACCGCUGAGGCUCUGGGCCAGCUCUGCGCUGCCAAGUUUGGCGUAGCCGACCCGGAGCAGUACGCCCUCUACUGGCGCACCGGCGAGGAGGUGCAGCCUCUCCAACCUGAUGCCCAGAUCCAGGACCUGCAGAGCCAGAUGGGUGCCAUCCCCUCCCUCACCUACCAGCCCCGUGACGAGGAUGCUAGCAGGAUACGCAAGCUCACCAGAGGUGGCGCUGUGGACCUGGGAGAGACCAACUGAGGCCACUUCUAACCUACGGGGUUGCUGUGUUUUUUCAGUCUAACAAGUAGCAAUCCAAACAAACCAGUCCACCACUAUGACUCUGGAUCCAUUAGCAUUCAGCUUUUCCAGUUACUUUUAGUUUAUUUAGCUUAAUGAUCGUUUUUCUGCCAAACCGGGACCUGAGGUCGACAUAAGUGGGUUAUAGGUCCACAGCCUAGAUUUGGUCUUCAGGGGACGUGUGACCCAGACCCAGUGGUGGGAGAGAAACAGGAGCUCUCUGGACCGUCCUCAUCAUCUCACAGCCAUCUGCCUGAAGCUUUCAUUCCUCUGUGCACCAUCACUAUCGAGCAGCACAGUCCCUAUAUGUAGUUCGGCAUUGAGGUCCAUUUGCAUCCUAAUCGCUGCUGUUUCAAUGCAAGUUUAUAUUUAUUUAUUGAGUGGGAGGCUUUUUUUUUAGGACUUAGUGGUAUGUACAAGAACAGGGAGUGAACACCAGAAAGCAGUGUUCAAACUGGGGGGUCGGGGGGUCUGCCAAGAGAAAAUGCACCGGGGGGGGGAGUCCCUUAAAAUGACCAGAUUUAGGGGCGUUUCUCAAUACCAAGAACACAAAGAUCACACUUGUGGUCUUGACAAGACCAGACUUGCUAACUUGCCCUCCAAGAACGAACUUGGGGCGCAAUGCAUCAUGGGAUUGGUUUUGUUUUAAGAGGAUGCAGCCAAUGCAAGCUCGAUAUUUGGGGCGGGACAAGAACAACAUCCAAGUAUUUUUACCGUCUUCCGUACUUCUGUUCUUGAUUAUGGGAACUGGUCUUUGGUAAUGGAAGACGACGUAAAACUGGUAACCAAAAACACAAGUACAGUCAACAAGUACACCGAUCGAGAAAUACCCUUAGUGCCACCGCUGUCCCCCCGAUCAGAGAGGGAGGUGACCGUAAAGAUGCCCGGUUCCAGAGCGUGUCCCACAGGGCAGAUGCAUAUCGGCUCCGAUCCUGCUGGAGUUUCUGGAGUGACGCAGGCUUUCGGAGAGACAGACGGGAUGGAGAGUCCCUGUUCCGGGACGGCAUUUGUCCUUACCGUUACGUUUGUGCCUGUUACAUUAGUUGAAGAGUAUGACUGAGUCAGAUUGUGUUAGCUUCUCAUGCAUGCAAGUCAUCAUCUGAAAACUAUUUAUUUAUAUUGAAGAAAAGGUUUCUGAACUUGAUUUACUUUUAUUUUGCGUGCGGCGCGUGCUGUAUGUGUGUGUGCGUGUUGUAUGCUGGCAUCUGACUAUAUUGCACUUCCGUUGACUAUUAAUCUGUCCCAUUUCUGUAAUAUUGCAGUAUGAACGUUGAUGCAGAGAAUGCCUCACAGUGUCUAGGUCUGUUUCAGUUCCUUUUUUUUUAUCUGUUUCCAGUUUUUUUUAAUGGGUUGUGUAGUGAACAGUUUCUGCAUAAUUAUAUUAAAUAUUUUGCACAUUCCAUGGAGAGUAACACAGCUGUGUUCUGCUCUGAAUAAGGCCCUGAAGACCUGUGAUGAUCUCUGUCGUGCAGCUUCUCUUGAUAAGUAACUGUUAUUCUAGGGCCUUCCGGAAGCCUCAAUUCGCUGUGGGAAAAAAACAGAGGCUGGUUGAUUUAUAAAUCGUGCUGGUAUGUCUGUGCCUACGCUUGAUAAAGCUGUACUGUAAAA